AGUCAAGCAAAAAUUUGUGUCAAAAUUUACUGUCAACAUAAAACAUUGAAAUUAUAUUGGGAAAUAGCAGUAAAAACAAAUCAAAAUAAAUAUAAUAUUUAUUCAUUCGCGAUUUAAAAUGUUCUGUUUCAUAAAUUCAUCAAGUACUUAAAGGUUUGGAGAAAUGUUAAGUUGGAUAACUUCACUCACAUCUCUUGUUGACAUUUUUAACCUUGUGGACCCCGUCUGUCAAAUAAUCGAGUGACUCGGCUUAAAAUCCCAACCGCAACCAAAACAGCGCAAACAUCAUCGUCUCUUCGGAAUAAUUUUCAUACUCGUUAAGAAAUCCAUCCGAGAAUGGCGAAUUUAGAAGACAAAGCGUUGUGGGAAGAUGGGGACGACACCAUGGGCGAGGAUAUUGUCCGCAUCGCGCAACGCACACGCCUGCUGGACAACGAGAUUAAAAUUAUGAAGAGCGAGGUGAUGCGAAUCAACCACGAGUUACAAGCACAAGGUGAAAAAAUCAAAGAGAACACUGAGAAAAUCAAGGUAAACAAAACACUUCCGUAUCUUGUAUCCAACGUUAUCGAGCUGCUUGAUGUGGACCCACAAGAAGAAGAGGAAGAUGGUGCUGUUGUGGACCUGGAUGCACAAAGAAAAGGCAAGUGUGCAGUUGUCAAGACAUCCACCAGGCAAACCUACUUUCUGCCAGUCAUUGGCCUGGUAGAUGAGGAGAAACUAAAGCCAGGCGAUUUGGUUGGUGUGAACAAAGACUCCUAUUUGAUUUUGGAGACUCUGCCAGCUGAGUAUGAUGCUAGGGUUAAAGCUAUGGAGGUGGAUGAGAGACCAACUGAACAGUAUUCAGACAUAGGUGGAUUGGACAAACAAAUUCAGGAGCUGAUUGAAGCUGUGGUCCUUCCCAUGACACAUAAGGAGAAGUUUUUGAAUUUGGGCAUUCAUCCACCAAAAGGUGUUCUAUUGUAUGGCCCUCCUGGUACAGGCAAAACUCUUCUGGCUCGCGCAUGCGCAGCCCAAACCAAGUCAACCUUCCUGAAACUAGCUGGUCCCCAACUUGUCCAGAUGUUCAUUGGUGAUGGUGCAAAAUUAGUAAGAGAUGCUUUUGCACUAGCCAAAGAAAAGUCGCCAGCUAUUAUCUUUAUCGACGAGUUGGAUGCGAUCGGUACAAAACGUUUCGAUUCCGAGAAAGCCGGCGAUCGUGAAGUGCAACGUACGAUGUUGGAGUUGUUGAAUCAACUCGACGGUUUCAGCUCAACUUCUGAUAUUAAAGUCAUCGCCGCGACAAAUCGUGUAGAUAUUUUGGAUCCUGCUUUACUUCGAUCAGGUCGUUUGGAUAGAAAAAUUGAAUUCCCCCAUCCGAAUGAAGAGGCGCGUGCGCGUAUCAUGCAAAUCCACUCGCGUAAAAUGACCAUCAAUCAGGACGUGAACUUUGAAGAACUGGCGCGUUCCACCGAUGAUUUCAACGGUGCGCAGUGUAAAGCCGUAUGCGUAGAGGCUGGUAUGAUCGCUCUGCGACGCAACGCCACCGCAGUCACACACGAAGACUUCAUGGACGCCAUUAUGGAAGUACAGGCUAAGAAGAAAGCCAAUCUCAACUACUACGCUUAGAUGUGUGCGCCCACGACUGCAUAGGGGUAACAAUUUAAAUAAUUUCUUUUCUUUGCCGCAUUUGCGAUUGAACUUGUGCGCCAGAUAACAAAAACUUUUAUAAUAAACGAAAAUUUCGCUAAACUGAAGAA
Messenger RNA from Dalotia coriaria, 1736 nucleotides. It is a transcript of the gene Rpt5, whose product is annotated as 26S proteasome regulatory subunit Rpt5. Lineage: Eukaryota; Metazoa; Arthropoda; Insecta; Coleoptera; Staphylinidae. The record is from RefSeq and is a predicted model, not a curated record. Gene Ontology annotation, biological process: proteasome-mediated ubiquitin-dependent protein catabolic process. The transcript has 3 exons. Gene Ontology annotation, molecular function: proteasome-activating activity; ATP binding; ATP hydrolysis activity. Bases 337 to 1605 code for a protein of 422 amino acids. Gene Ontology annotation, cellular component: proteasome regulatory particle, base subcomplex.